UGGGCCCCCCGUCAACAGGCGACUUCCUCUUUUUUUUUCUUCUCUGAUUUCAUGGCGAUCGGGAGAGAGGGAACACCACCGACGCACUCACUGUCUCGGCUCUCCUGAAAGAGUUUGAUUGGGUGCAAACUGAGUUGUCAACCAUAUUGGCACUAAAGUACAAACAGUCGUCCUGCGGGUGAAGUUGAUUGGGCAAUAUUGAAGGCAGUGCCAAAUACUUGGAUCUGUUUUUUUUUCUGCGCUGUCCUGGGUUAAGACUGCUUAGUCUAUGGCUCUGAUGGACAAACACAAAGUCAAGCGGCAGAGACUGGACCGCAUCUGUGAGGGCAUUCGCCCUCCCAUCCUGAACGGGCCGAUGCACCCACGGCCGCUGGUUGCCCUGUUGGACGGGCGCGACUGCACUGUGGAGAUGCCCAUCCUCAAAGAUGUGGCCACCGUGGCCUUCUGCGACGCCCAGUCCACACAAGAGAUUCACGAGAAGGUGCUGAAUGAGGCAGUCGGUGCCCUGCUGUAUCACACCAUUACUCUGUCCAGAGAUGACUUGGACAAGUUCAAAGGUCUUCGCAUCAUCGUCAGGAUUGGCUCUGGCUUCGACAAUGUGGACAUCAAAGCAGCUGCUGAGCUGGGCAUUGCCGUCUGCAACGUUCCAGCAUCUUCAGUGGAGGAGACUGCUGACACCUCGCUGUGUCUGAUCCUCAAUCUGUACAGGCGGGUCACCUGGAUGCAUCAAGCCCUCAGGGAGGGAACCCGCGCCUCCAGUGUGGAGCAGAUCAGGGAGGUGGCUGGUGGCGCUGCUCGCAUCCGGGGGGAGACACUGGGUAUCAUUGGCCUGGGACGCGUUGGCCAAGCAGUGGCUCUGCGAGCCAAGGCCUUUGGUUUUGGUGUGAUCUUCUAUGACCCCUAUCUGCCCGAUGGUGUGGAACGCUCUCUGGGCCUGCAGCGUAUGGCAACUCUGCAGGACCUGCUCAUCCACUCAGACUGUGUCUCCCUGCAUUGCAGCCUCAAUGAGCACAACCACCACCUCAUCAAUGAUUUUACUAUCAAACAGAUGCGUCAGGGGGCCUUCUUGGUGAACACAUCGAGAGGGGGCCUGGUCGAUGAGAAAGCGCUCGCUCAGGCACUGAAGGAGGGCCGGAUACGAGGAGCCGCCCUGGAUGUCCAUGAGACGGAGCCCUUCAGUUUUUCAACAGGCCCUCUGAAGGAUGCCCCCAACUUGAUCUGUAACCCCCACACCUCCUGGUACAGUGAGCAGGCCUCUGUAGAGGCUCGCGAGGAGGCAGCCAGGGAGGUGCGCCGUGCCAUCACUGGGCGUAUCCCUGACAGUUUGAAGAACUGUGUUAACAAGGAGUAUUUGAUGGCAGCCUCCCAAUGGCCCAGUAUGGAAGCUUCUACCGUUCACCCCGAACUCAAUGGCGCUGCGGCAUACAGAUUUCCUCCGGGUUUGAUCAGCGUGGCAGCAGCAGGGGGUCUCUCAGGGGCCGGUGCUGGAGUUGAGGGCUUGGUGUCAGGCUCUCUGGCACAUGGCAUCGCCCCCGUCUCUCACCCUCCCCACACUCCCUCCCCAGGGCAACCCACGAAGGCUGAGGCCGACAGAGACAUCCCCUCUGACCAAUAGCCCCCGCAUGCCCACCAACACAUUCCGUCACCUUUGGAAACCAACCCACGUCCCUCAACCCCACCUCCCAACAUCAACAGGCUCACUCUCUAAUACAAUGACAUUGGCGGCACCAGUUUGGUCCAGGUUGAUACAGAUCCACACAACCAGAUUAUCCAGAUCACAUAACCAACCCAGGAGUGACCUGUCCACAACUAUCUCCAACUCUCCAACUGCAGCGAACCCCCCCUCCUCCCCUCCCCCAGAAAAUGCUCAUCUCUUGCCAUCCUUUGCCAUCCCAGGUCCCACCCACCCUCACCCACCUGCAACGUCAGCAAUAACUCUUCUCAAGGAUUCAGUAAUCGGAUUGGUUCAUUUCCUUUAGUUGGCUUUUAUUGUUUUCAUGAAAGAAAAAACAAACUUUAUCCCCCCUGUUGAUCUGUUAUGGUUUUAGGUGUUUUUUUUUCUCUUUUUUUCAUUUGUAAAAAUAGCAUUUCUGAAGUGAGGCUUUUCUGUGAGCCUUCCCCUGCCGUCCUGCCCUGACUCUGAUCCCCACAGGCAGGAAGGUCUAAGCCCCCUGUGUACGUUAAUGGCUAAUGUUACUGCUCUUUUCUUCUUUUCUUUCUUCUUUCUCGCCACCACUUCUGUCAUGGUGGGGAAAAUGUGUACUAAAGUAUAAACGGACAGAGUCGCAGACAGUACUUCUAGUUUUCCCUGGCAGGCAUCAGGCUAACACCGACCCCCCCUUCCCCUCAUCUCUUUCUCCCCUCUCCCCGACCCUGUUUGUCAUCUGGCCAAGCCCAGGGAUCCAUAAUGAUGUCAGCACAGAGCUCCUCAGCAUGUUGUCUCCCUCUCAGCAUGUUCGUCUCUCUCCUAUUGCAAUAAACUUUAGCGCCCCCCCCCCCCCCAUUUGGCAGGCGUUAACUGUGUGACGUCUUUUGAUGAGGUCGUAUCAGAGAGCCUCACUUGGCUCCUCUUUCUCGUGACGGUUUAUGUGUGAGCCGGCCAUUUAUGAUGUUUUCUGUAUUCGCGCCAGCGUCAGCUCACGGGGUGCUUUGCCAUUAACCUUAAUGGUUGUUAUGAUCUGUUAAAAUGGCCACAUAUUAGACAGCCCCUUGGUUUUGAGUUCAACCUCAUGAAAUGACUGAAGGGAUCUGUGUGAGGUAUCUUUUCUUUGGAACAGCCCUCACAUAUAAUCAAUCAAAUACAUCAGCUCCUCCUAGCUGAGAAUACAACAUGGUGCACACUUGGUGCCUGGCCACCAAGGGGCACUGUUUGAGCACUCACAACUCUGGAGAACUUGAGUUUGCAUGGUUAAGUUGCCCAAUGAGCAACUUUAUGUCCAGGCAAUGUAUCUCACUCAACGGAGCGGACAAACUGUUAAACGGCCAGCUUUAGAAGCGAUAGUGACAAAGAACACACAAUUGCCUCUCUUGCAUCACCCACACACUGCCAACGUCCAAAAACAACAGGGGACAGGCGACCAGAGAUAGACUGCCGCCUUAUUGUGUUAGAUAGCAGUUUUUUGUUUUUUUUUCUGUUUUUUACUCGGUCCCCCACCACCUCUCUCCCACUGUCCGAGUCCACUCUAUACAUCCGCUCAGUGAACUGGGACUCAUCCACCCAUCCCUCCAACAGUGAUGGGAUGGAGUAGUGUUCGGUUUCCCUUCAUGAGCAAAGGGGAGAGAGUGCUGUUGCAUGAUGGCUCUGUUUAACGACAGGGUUGUGUGUGUGUGUGUGUGUGUGUGUGUGUGUGUGUGUGUGUGUGUGUGUGCGUGCGUGCGUGCGUGCGUGUGUGUAUGUGUGGGCUUCCCUCGCCCCAUCAUAACAAGCUGUUGUCUUUUCCAAAGGAGUAGUCCCUCAGAGUAACUUAACACCGUCGCCCUGAUGUGAAGGGAACACCUUUUUCUAGUACCUCAGUAACAGAUAUUGAAUGUACCGUGCAUACCCUUUUCUUUUUGUACAGAUUUUCUAGAGACUUCUUUGCUAUUCCUGACCUUAAGGAUUAUGAAAUUGUAGCAUCGAUAAUACAACAACAAAAAAACCCACCCCGCACCCCAUAAAACGAGUCGACAGCAACACCUUUAUAAAUCUGACAUAGGCCGCUGUUGAAAACUCAGGCUCUGAAACCAACUCUUAAUCUCUGCCUUUUUAACAAGUUUUACUCUUUUUCUCUAGCUCUCACUUUGUCUUUCCUCAUUGGGAACAAUGAGCACAAUGUUUUCCCUUGAUUUCACAACCAAUUGAUCUUAACACGUUUGGACCUCCUCCAUCUUACUGGCUAAUGAAAAUGAGGAAGAACGAAGGUGAUCGGCAUGGUCUACUCAUUUUUUUCGACGUUCGAGGUAGAUGCUGCCCCCCCAUGCUGCUCCAUCUGUAGUGCAUGAGGUUUUUGUUUUUUUUUUCUAAGAGGAACUGCUAUUGGCUUGAAGAAUCUGUGUCAUCUUGUUGUUUCCUCCUGAUCCCUGUGACCCCAACCCCACCCUUUCCCUCUUAGUGUUUAACUCCGAGUUGCCAUUUUGUGGUGGUCAGUUUCCAGUGAUGUACAGCUUUUCAUCCCUCAGAGUCUAUAAGUGACACGGAGAGUGUCCGUGUCUGGAGACGUUAGGCUCCUCUGUCCCCAUGUGAUGAGUAUAUAUUUUUAAAAUAACCCCCAUAGUUUGAAUUAUGAGCAUAAUAGUAAUUUUAAAUUUGCUGUUGAUAACUAUGAUGAAAUGUUGUUUUUUUUUCCUUUUGUUUUUCAGUUCGGCAGUGCACUGUGUUAUGAAAUCCAUUGUUUUAUUGUAGAGUUUCAUUUUUAUGGAUUUGCUCUCUUGUGUUCUACAUGUUGUACUGAAACAUUUCAGAGAAAAUAAGAGAUCCCUUUCCCUGUGAAACUUUGUGAUUUUUUUCUUUUCUUUUUUUCCCCCGUUCUUUAAAUCUUUGCAUAGCUGCCCUAUCCAGCCGCUAUCCUCUGGGCCUUAUCGCUCCCUGUUUCAAAGUAGCUAUUAUAGAAAGCCGCCAUGGAAACACUCACUGCCUUAACACAGUUGACCACAGAUGGUGAGGUCAGGGACGCACAGUCGCACAUGGACAGA
Molecule: messenger RNA, 4671 nt
Organism: Lampris incognitus (smalleye Pacific opah)
Lineage: Eukaryota; Metazoa; Chordata; Actinopteri; Lampriformes; Lampridae
Product: C-terminal binding protein 1
Exons: 11
Coding region: 269-1615 (448 amino acids)
Molecular function (GO): oxidoreductase activity, acting on the CH-OH group of donors, NAD or NADP as acceptor; NAD binding; transcription corepressor activity
Source: RefSeq, a predicted model, not a curated record